Molecule: messenger RNA, 1696 nt
Organism: Oryzias latipes (Japanese medaka)
Lineage: Eukaryota; Metazoa; Chordata; Actinopteri; Beloniformes; Adrianichthyidae
Source: RefSeq, a predicted model, not a curated record
CUUCACGGCUACCGUAGAAUUACAAAACAUAAACAAAGUGGGAGGUCACCAUGUUACACUUAUAAACUAAUCGGGUUAUUACUAUUAUUGAUUGAUAUUCACAAAAACAAUCAUGGGUAACGUGAAUUAUGACAUAUAUUAACGAAAUUGCAACGCCUCGAUGAAGCAUGAUUAGCCUCCGGUGCUAAUGCUAGCACUUCCUGUCCCGUUUCGUAACCGUUUGACAAUAAAGUUAUGCAAGUUAAGAUGUGGCAUCAGAACGAGAAGCAAGUCGUCAGAGGUGAAGCGCUCAGCUGACAUGUCCGGUGUUCGGCAGUCCGUCUGUGAGGCCUUCUGGGCCAUGUGUGCUGCAGACUCCAUGUCCAUGCCGGUCCACUGGUACUACAACAUCCGGGACAUCAGGAGGGACUUUGGGGGCUGGAUCACAGCGUUCAACUCCCCCCCGGACAAACACCCCUCCAGCAUCCUGACCCUGUCCAACACCGCGGGGAGCGGCCGCAGUGCCUCGUCUUCCAGCAGGAGGCGGGCCGACGUGGUCGGGAAUGUCAUUCUCCACGAUAAGCUGGAUUUGUGGAAGUCCUCCACCGGAUCGGUCCAUUACCACCAAGGUCUUCACGCUGGCGAGAACACGCUCAACAUGCUCUGCUCCCUCCGGGCGGCCCGCGCGCUCGUCUCUGGAGGUUUCGCUGACGUCUCCGUGCCCGCCGCGCGCGCCGCCGUUCUCUCAGACUACGUGCAGUUCUUGACCACGCCCGGCUCCCACGCCGACACGUAUGCCGAGUCUUUCCACCGCUCGUUCUUCGCCGACUGGCAGGAGGGCAGGCCGACCUCCCCCGAUGAGAUCCUGAAGUUUGCAGAGAAGCGCUCCGCCCUUAAGCUGAGCUCGCCAUUCCCGGACGGCCAGCUGAACGCCAUCGGCUGCCUUCCCAUGAUUAUUCCCUUCGUCCUGCUGUCGGCUUCAGCCAAUGAGGAGCAAGCUGUGUCAGCCGCUGUGGAGUUCGUGAAGCUCACCCAUCCACACCCCAAAGUGCCCGAGUACGUGUCCAUCUACAGUCGAGCCCUGCACGCCGUGCUGGGCGGAGCCAGCGUCCGCCUGCAGGCCGAGCACGCUCUCAGGAAGCUGGACGCCUGGGACGCCUGUCAGAGCUACAGCCGCAAAGCUGCCAGGUUUCCUGCUUCCCCUGUGGACAGACUGACGGUCCACCAGAGCGCUGUUAGCCAUCUUGGUCUGGCCUGCUACAACGAAGGAGCCCUUUCUAGCAUGUUUUAUCUGGCCUACGAGUUUCAUGACGACCCUAAGGAGGGGAUCCUCGCAAACGCCAACUGUGGAGGUGAAAACUGCAACCGUGGGGCUGCCCUUGGGGCCCUGCUGGGCGCCGGGGCCGCCUACAAUGGGCGGGGCAUCCCACAGGAAUGGAAGGACCACCUGAAAGAUGGGCAAGAGCUCAUUCCUGAGAUCCUUAAGAAGUUUUAGUUAAAGCAACAGCACCCCCCAUGGAGACAAAGAGAACUGCAGGGACUAAUAAAAGUUGCUGCUGCUUUCAGGUUUCAUAUUUAUUUAUGACUGAUUCCACUUCAACAAGAAUAUUCUUUUUUUUUUUGCACGAUCUAUAUAUUUUUUACCAUCAAAUUAAAUUAUUAAUCUUUUUUUCUGUAACAUUUUUCUGUUUGAAGUUGCCUUUAAAAAAUAAACAAA